AGUGAGCCUUCGAGAGAUCGCACACAGUGCCUCGCUGAGCAGCACGGCGGUUUAAUUGGGUCCUCGGCUCGGCGGAGUGAGCGGUGCGUGUGCCAGUUUACCCGAAUCGCGCGAAGUGCAGCAUGCUGGUCGGCACUAGGAUUUAUUGAGUGCAACAUCGUCAUCAUCUUUUCUGCACCGCACAGAUACAAGAAUGGCGGCCGUGCGCCGAGAGCCCACGGACAAUGACCGCAGCUUCUCCGACGACGAAAGCACCCCGUUAAACAAUGACAUCUACAGCGGAAGCAACCGGACAGAGCCGGCAGGGUGGGACGUGUUUCGCGUGCUACCCCCUGAGGCCGAGAGCAUCUCAACUGCAAAUCAACAGUUCCUGGAGACAACCAUCAAAGUCAUCAAAGUGAUAGUUUACCUUGUGACCUUCAUCAUCGUCCUCACUGCCGGCGUCAUCGCUAAGGGCUCUGUCCUUUUCAUGACAUCGCAGCUCAGGCCCGACAAAACCAUUCCAUACUGCAACGUCGAAGUUGGACGCCAGAAGACUUUCACAGUGUCCGUGCCAGAAGAGGAAAGGGUUGCCUGGGCGUGGUGCAUUUUCUUCGCUUACAUUGUCCCUGAGGUGGGAACUUUCAUUCGCUCCGUACGAAUCUGCUUCUUCAAGUCAUGGCACAGGCCGCCAAGCAUCGACUUUUUAAUAAUUUUCUUCGCCGAAACUUGCCAUACGGUCGGCCUGGCGCUGCUCAUGUUCGCCGUCCUCCCUGACCUGGACGUUGUCAAAGGUGCCAUGCUCACCAACUGCAUGUGCAUUGUACCAGGAAUUUUCGGAAUGCUGUCAAGAAACAACAAAGAGUCGAAGCGUUUUGCUAAAGUAAUCGUCGACAUGUUGGCUAUCGCGGCGCAAAUCACUGGCUUGGUUGUUUGGCCGCUUGUUGAGGGUGAAAAGAAGCCCGGCGUGUGGCUCAUUCCCGCCUCGGCUUUCCUCACAUCCGUUGGUUGGUGGGAAAACUACGUCAGCCAACGAUCACCUUUAGCUUUCGUCAAGGCGCUCGGCAGAGUGAAGGAGAGAAUGGAGAGGACUCGCUAUUUCACCUACAUUUUCAUGUCGGUUUGGAAAGGUGUCACCUUUUUCUGCUCAAUGCUGUUAGUUCUGCACAUGAGGGGCCAGUCGGUGCCCAAUUUCUUGGCCAUGUUCAACACUGGAUUCUCCGAGCACAAAAUCACAAUCAAUGAGGUACGACCCUCGUCAACCUCAACUCUGUCUGACCUCGCCAAUGCCAUACCCACCGGGGAGACGACUGAAAUCGACGCUGCCUACAACACAGCCUUUUACGUGCUGCUCAUUCAAAUCUGCGCUGCCUACAUCUGCUACAUUUUUGGCAAGUUCGCGUGCAAAAUCAUGAUUCAAGGCUUCAGCUACGCUUUCCCAGUGAAUUUGACCAUUCCCGUGACAAUUUCCCUACUCAUCGCCGCGUGCGGACUCAGGAAUGGUGACCCUUGCUUCUUCCACAACUCGAUUCCUGAUUACCUGUUCUUCGAUUCGCCUCCAGUUUAUUUCCUCAAUGAUUUCAUCACAGGAGAGCACGCUUGGGUUUGGCUGCUCUGGCUUUUGUCACAAACGUGGAUCACUCUGCACAUUUGGACACCAAAAUGUGAGCGUUUGGCGGCAACUGAAAAAUUGUUUGUCAACCCCAUGUACGAUUCGUUGCUCAUCGACCAGUCCAUGGGUCUGAACAGGCGCAGGGACGGAGAAGAUGAUGUGAAAACUGAGGAUCUUGCUGACAUCCAUAAGGAGGGCAUGGACGAGUAUUACGAAACCAUCUCCGUGCAAACUGAAGGCAGUAGCUCGACGCCAGGAAAACAAGUCAAAUCGUCAGACAGCAUCACCAGAAUUUACGCUUGCGCCACAAUGUGGCACGAGACGAAAGAGGAGAUGAUGGAGAUGCUCAAGUCAAUCAUACGUCUUGAUGAGGAUCAGUCAGCCCGGCGAGUCGCCCAGAAGUACUUGAGGAUCGUUGACCCUGACUACUACGAGUUUGAAACUCAUAUUUUCUUCGAUGACGCCUUUGAAAUCAGCGACGAAAAUGACGACGAUAACGUUGUAAACCGAUUCGUGAAAAUGCUAAUUGAAACGAUUGAUGAAGCGGCUACGCACGUGCACGAAACCACCAUCAGAAUCAAGCCGCCCAAGAGAAUUCCAGCUCCUUAUGGUGGAAGGCUCGUGUGGACCCUACCUGGCAAGACAAAAAUGAUCGCUCAUCUGAAGGACAAGGGCAAAAUUAGGCACAGAAAACGCUGGAGCCAGGUCAUGUACAUGUACUAUCUGCUUGGACACCGUUUGAUGGAGCUGCCCAUCUCCGUCGACCGCAAGGAAGUCAUGGCUGAAAACACCUAUUUGCUCACCCUGGACGGAGAUAUUGAUUUCCAGCCCACUGCUGUCCAACUGCUCGUUGAUUUAAUGAAGAAAAAUCGCAACCUGGGAGCUGCCUGCGGUCGUAUUCACCCCGUCGGCUCAGGUCCAAUGGUGUGGUACCAGAUGUUCGAGUACGCUAUCGGCCAUUGGCUGCAAAAGGCUACUGAGCACAUGAUCGGGUGCGUCCUUUGUAGUCCUGGAUGUUUCUCGUUGUUCAGAGGAAAGGCUUUGAUGGACGACAACGUGAUGAGACGGUACACGCAGAGGUCCGACGAGGCUCGUCACUACGUGCAGUACGAUCAAGGGGAGGAUCGUUGGUUGUGUACGCUGCUGCUGCAGAGAGGCUACCGUGUGGAGUAUUCAGCUGCCAGCGACGCUUACACACAUUGCCCCGAAGGCUUCAACGAGUUCUACCAACAGCGUCGUCGGUGGGUGCCGUCGACAAUGGCCAACAUCAUGGAUUUGCUCGGAGACUACAAGAAAACCAUCAAGGUCAACGACAACAUUUCGAUGCCAUACAUCGGGUAUCAGAUGAUGUUGAUGGGUGGCACUAUUCUUGGUCCUGGAACGAUUUUCCUUAUGUUGGUGGGUGCUUUUGUGGCCGCCUUCAAGAUUGACAACUGGACCAGUUUCACUUACAACAUCGUUCCCAUCCUCUUCUUUAUGUUGAUCUGCUUCACGACAAAAUCAGAAAUUCAGCUGUUAUUCGCGCAAAUAUUAUCGACUGCAUACGCGUUGAUCAUGAUGGCCGUGAUCGUCGGUACAGCCCUCCAGUUGGGCGAGGACGGCAUCGGCUCACCUUCAGCUAUUUUCUUGAUAGCAAUGACGGGCUCGUUCUUAAUAGCAGCGUUCUUGCAUCCGCAAGAAUUUUGGUGUAUCGUUCCCGGAAUCAUUUACCUGCUCUCCAUUCCCUCCAUGUACUUGCUUCUGAUCCUGUACUCCAUCAUCAAUCUCAACGUCGUCUCGUGGGGAACACGAGAAGUUCAAACCAAGAAAACGAAAAAGGAAAUGGAGCAAGACAAGAAAGAUGCUGAGGAGGCAAAGAAAAAGGCGAAAAAUAACUCCCUGCUUGGAUUCCUCGGCAAGGGCAACGGAUCAGGCGACUCGGAUGAAGGCGCCUUUGAGUUCUCUAUGGCAGGCCUGUUCAAAAUCAUCCUCUGCCAGCACCCCGCCAACGAUAGUGAAAGGCAGCAGCUCUCCCGCAUCGCCGAGUCGCUUGAAACGCUCAGCAAGCGCUUGGAAAACAUUGAACGGGUUGUUGAUCCGCACAACAUGCACGGAACUAGACGCAGGUCAAUCAGCAGAUGUGAGGGCAGUCACCGUGGAGCAUUGACCGAGGACAAGGCUGAGGAAGACCAGAGCCGCUCGGAAGAUGAGGAAGAAUCAGAAGGCACUGGAGAGCCGAGGCAAAAGAGAGACGAUCUGGUCAAUCCAUACUGGAUGGAAGAUCCUGAUCUGAAACACGGUGAAGUUGAUUUUAUGUCAAAAGCCGAAGAGACUUUCUGGAAAGACCUCAUUGCAAAAUAUCUUUACCCGAUUGAUGCAAACAAGGAGGAGCAGGCGAGAAUUGCUAGUGAUUUGAUUGAACUUCGAAAUCAGUCGGUGUUUGCUUUCUUUGUGAUCAAUGCACUCUUUGUAUUGAUUGUUUUCUUAAUGCAAUUGAACAAAGACACUCUGCACUUUAACUGGCCCUUUGGAGUGAAGACUAACAUUUCAUAUGAUGAAGUCUCUCAAGAGGUGAGUCUAAUCAGUCUUUUCUUUAUUUUCUACCACCAACAGGUUAGAAUUGCUCGAGAUCUGAUUGAGCUCCGAAACAAGUCGGUGUUUGCGUUCUUCAUGUUCAAUGCAUUGUUCGUCCUCAUAGUGUUCCUCCUACAACUUAAUAAAGAUCAAAUUCACGUUGACUGGCCGUUGGGUGUAAAAACCAACGUAACAUUCAAUGAGGAAACUAAAGAGGUUCACGUAUCUAAGGAAUAUUUGCAACUCGAGCCUAUUGGUCUCGUGUUCGUCUUCUUCUUCGCUUUGAUCCUGGUUAUCCAGUUCUUGGCCAUGUUGUUCCAUCGUUUCGGAACCAUUUCGCACAUUCUGGCCUCGACAGAGCUCAACUGGUACUGCAACAAAAAGGUUGAUGACACCUCUACCGACGCAUUAGUAGACCGGCACGCCCUCGAUUUUGUGCGGCAUAUGCAAAAAUUACGAGGGCUGGACAACGACCAGGACAACGAUGAGUCUUUGAACGACCCCGAUAGGAUCAGCCACAGACGCACCAUUCACAACCUGGACAAGCACAGCCGCAAAAAGCAAGUUAUCGGCACCCUGGAUGUCGCGUUCAAAAAGCGAUUCUUUGCUAUUUCGGCAGAAAACGGCAAAGCUGAAGCAGCUGGAACGCCUGUGCUUGGCCUGAACCGCAAGAUGAUAAACCGCGAGGAAGCUCUGAAGGCGCUGGAAAUCCGGCGCAACUCAGUCCUCGCUGAGAGACGCAAGUCGCAAAUGAAGACCCUCGGUGCGUCGAAAGCGCCCUCCGAAUACGGUGUGACUGGGGCUCAAGCGAUGGCAGCCCCUCGCCACAGGGUCUCUGUGGCCUCCGGAGUCAGCCUCAAGGAAAUGUUUGAGCCGCCGACUGGUUCGGUGAAUCACGCUUACGAAGAGGAGCCCUCCAGCAUGAACAACAAUAGCUCAGUCAGAUUGGCGAACAUGCGGAGUAGCAAUAGCAAGUGGAAGGCGCCGUCCGAGUCUUCCAGGAAAAAUAGCAGAAUGUGAGCGUGAGAAUGAAGAUCGACCAGAUUCAGCAUCUAAUUUAUGUUAUUGAAUUCAAUGUCUGCCAAUUUCAUGUAUAUGUGUAAGGUGUAGUUGAGAUUCACACAAUGUAACAACACUUUUUUUGAGUAUUUCCGUAAUGCUUUCCUGUGCAAAUCAUUGUAUCAUGAAAACAAAACCUCUCAUAUAACUUAAAUGUCUAUAACUUGUAAUGGUGUGCGUGCUUUUUCAUAAAUGUGGUAGCAUUUUACGCGAAUGAGAUUAUUAUCGAGUUAAGUUCAUGAAUCGUGUGAUGCUCUUGUAUGAGGCGUAGAAAAUAUGAAUUGAACAUGGAUUGUGAUACAGAACUUGUACGAUAUUUUAAAUUAAUAAAAUGCCGAACAAAAAUAUA
Messenger RNA from Cloeon dipterum, 5552 nucleotides. RefSeq names its product hyaluronan synthase-like protein kkv (gene kkv). The coding region runs from base 194 to 5164 and encodes 1656 amino acids. NCBI's taxonomy places the organism in Eukaryota, Metazoa, Arthropoda, Insecta, Ephemeroptera, Baetidae. Gene Ontology annotation, cellular component: cell septum; cell periphery. The record is from RefSeq and is a predicted model, not a curated record. Gene Ontology annotation, molecular function: chitin synthase activity. The transcript is spliced from 24 exons.